This is a messenger RNA of Mizuhopecten yessoensis (Yesso scallop), 1402 nucleotides long. RefSeq names its product growth hormone secretagogue receptor type 1-like. Gene Ontology annotation, cellular component: membrane. The coding region runs from base 180 to 1271 and encodes 363 amino acids. Gene Ontology annotation, molecular function: neuropeptide receptor activity. NCBI's taxonomy places the organism in Eukaryota, Metazoa, Mollusca, Bivalvia, Pectinida, Pectinidae. The transcript has a single exon. Gene Ontology annotation, biological process: neuropeptide signaling pathway. The record is from RefSeq and is a predicted model, not a curated record.
UUCAUCUUAGAACCCGCUAUAUAAACGUGCCACUGUUAAGUGAAAUCAUUUCAACAGCGUUCAUGCAAUAUUAAUAUUGUACAUUUCGCUUUACUUAAUAGACAUUCCUUGACCACUACGUCUGGUCAACACAGCUACAUCCACUACAGGUGUGACAUCCGCUGUCUCCGUAGUUGGGUAUGUUUGACAACGGAACAGCAAUGUUAGCGCGUACGGCUCUACUGGACCAAUGGAAUAUCGACUUAAGGACGACUCUCAUGCCAAUAAUCAUUUUACUGCUGAUAUACUUACUGAUCGGGACGUGUGGAAAUACCAUUGUGAUAUACAUUUACAAAUUCAGAUUUCGGGAGUACAAUGAAGACCGAUACUUCAUUCCAGUACUGGCAAUGGUGGACUUGUUCGCGAGCGUAGUGUGCCCGACAGGAGAAAUCAUUUCAUAUUUCAACCCAGUGAAAUACACAAACUGCGUCGUAUGUAAGUUUUUCCAAACCAUGGAACAUUUUGCUAGCGGUUAUUCGGCCAUUUUAUUGACGGUGGUGGCGAUCAAUCGUUACCGGGCGAUUUGUCGCCCUCUUAAGCCCCGAUUCACCAUUAGAACGAGACGAGCGAUGCUGCUUGGUACGUUUGUGUUCGUGGCAUGUUUGGUGAUUCCCAGUGUGGUAACUAACGGCAUUAAGAUGGUAGAUCACACAGCAUUGAAUGUGACUGGGUCUCGCUGCACCACAAUUACAGUUCGAGGAUCCAGUACCUUUCCCUUGGCGUAUAACAUACUUUUAAUGACUGCCUGCGUCAGUAACCUUGUGGUUCUGUGUGUGCUGUAUACUCUCGUUAUCAGGGCCCUCUUCCAACAAGCACGUAACAGAACCAGCCAGAUGUUGGCUAGUGUAACUGUCAUAUCGUCCUCGUCAGCUUGUCAAAGAAAUGAAAGUCGACAAAAUCACCGGAAUUCUAUAACAUCAAGUGGUCAGAUGUCUUUGGACACCCUGAAACUUGCUGCCAAUCGACUGACAGUGAUGUUUUGUAUAGUCACAAGCGUGUAUGUGAUCUGUUUCAUACCAACUCUCAUAGUAAUGGUGCUGAUCUCUCUCGACAACAGCUGGCUAACUAAAAGUCAGUCACAAAUCGCAGGGUUACGGUUCGUGCGAAAUAUGUUCAUGAUUAAUAAUAUUGUAAAUCCUAUUAUAUACGGAAUCUUUGAUAAAAAAAUUCGUGACGAAAUUAUAAAGAUCGUCAAAGGGAGGAUAAAGUGUCACUUUAACCAAAACACGUGAUUUCUGCCAUAUUAUACUCGAACGUGUGGAUAAAGACGGGGUCGAUACUAGACACUUAUAGCUGUAUUAUAUGCGAAUGCGAACGCUUACCUUGUAUUUAAGUUUUGGUUUGAUUUGUUAGUGAUUUACGU